Molecule: messenger RNA, 3114 nt
Organism: Branchiostoma floridae (Florida lancelet)
Lineage: Eukaryota; Metazoa; Chordata; Leptocardii; Amphioxiformes; Branchiostomatidae
Product: NLR family CARD domain-containing protein 4-like
Exons: 4
Coding region: 1-3114 (1037 amino acids)
Biological process (GO): signal transduction
Molecular function (GO): protein binding
Source: RefSeq, a predicted model, not a curated record
AUGGCUGAGGGACAGCAGGACAGUGCUACAGGUGUUCGAAAGUCCUUUUUUCUUGUCAAGGAAGAGGUUAGCUCAGAUUGGAAGGACCUGGCCUUCCAUCUUGAUUUUCGGCGGUCAGACACUGACAACAUUGAGAGUAGAAACCGAGAUGACAAGUCCCGCUGUAUGGACCUGUUGGAGGAAUGGCUCAAGCGGAAUGGAGAGAGAGCCACCAUAGAGGUCCUGAUGGAGGCUCUGUCUGAGGCAAAGUUACAAAGUACAGUGGACAGUCUAAGGAACAAAUAUCCUGAGAUGACGACACCACAAGCCUCAAGUAGCCAACAGGACAUAGAAGAUGUGUUCCGAAAGGCUAUCAAGAAGUACUACGAGUUGAAGCUGACUUACUUCAAACCUCUAGUCUGGAAUGACAACUUCAAACUUACCCUCAGUGACAUAUUCACACAGUUAGAAUUAGUAUCGAUAAAAGACAAACAACAACAAAUGUCCGGAAGAUACAUCUGGCAAGUGCAGAAAACAAAAAUCAAUUCAUUAGACGACUUAUUAAACCACACUGUCACAGGACAGUCCACGGCAUCGAGGUGUAUUCUGAUUGAGGGUGAAGCUGGAAAGGGAAAGACAACGUUUCUGUCCAAAGAAGCCAUCGAUGCCGUUUCAAAGAAAACAGAGUUGGGCAGACUGUACGAUAUCGUCCUGUUGAUUCGACUCCGGGAGGUCAGGGAGGAUGAAACCUUGGAGGAGAUGGUGUGGGACCAGUGUGUUCCUGAAACAAUCGAAGGUAUAGAUGUUACGUCCAUUAGAACAAUACUCCAAAAGAACGAGUCCCGUGUGCUCUUUCUCCUCGACGGGUAUGAUGAGCUACGACCCGGGGCCAGGGCAAACAGGCAAGCCAUUCCAAAACUGCUCGACGGCAAAUUGUACCCCAACAGCGCAAUCGUGAUCACAUCCCGACCCUCAGCAGGAGUGCAGCAGUACAUCCGACCAGACUCUAGCGCACACAUCAUGGGCUUCUCCGUUGCACAGGUGGUAGAAUACAUCCGGCAGUAUUUCAGAUCGGAAAAAAACUCAGAACGAGGAGAACAGCUCUUAGUGCAGCAUUUUGACAUCACACCCCAUUGUCACCUUCCUUUGGAAUUCAUCAUACCUCGCUGGGAAAGCCGGAUUGUUAAUGAUUUGAUCCAUACCCCUAUCUUCCUGUUCUUGGUUUGUGUCCUGUGGCAGGAGAACCGAGAUAUGGUGGCUACUGGAACAAUGACGGGGCUGUACGAGAACCUGCUGACAUGUCUAGUUAGAAAGUAUUGUGUGCGGGAAGGAGUAGACAUGCCAACAGACGGGCUGCCUACAGACGUGGCCGAUACUUUACUGCAAUUUGGUAAGGUAGCAUUAGAGGCACUUCGAAGAAAUGAGACCCUACUAGAUCUUACGCAAGUAGAGAGGGAAAAAGUUAACUCUGAGUUACUGUUAAAGCUUGGCGUGGUCUCCUUGGAGGUUUCUGCCUCUAAACUGCAUCCAAGGAAGCAACUGAACUUUUCACACAAGACGAUGCAAGAGUUCUUGGCCGGACGAUAUAUCGCGCAUGCGUUAGUAAACCGAGACCCUGCAGAUGUGCUUCAGCUCACCUCCAUAAGCAAUGCACUUCAACUCAGUAAUCUGCUUCGGUUCACGUGUGGGUGUGACACACAGGCGGCUCAAGCUGUCUUGAAUGUACUGUGCAAUCUCCGAAGCAAGGAGUUUCCACAUGUACAUGCGGGUCAGUUUAAGACGCCAGUAAAGCAAAGUAUGAGGAGUCCAGAGGAAACGUAUGAAGCAUUUAUUUUCCUCUGUCUUGACCUUUUGGAUGAAAGGAAAGAGCGGGACGUACUGCUGGCUGUCAGCAAAGCUCUACCAGUUAUCUUCGUAGACAUUAACAGGCACAGCAAACCAUUAGAUAAUCUUAUGUAUUAUUUGAAAAAUAUCUUAUCAUCGGAAUCGCAGGAUAAAGUCAUACUUAUUGUCGGUAUCAACGAUGCUCGUCAGGGCCUAGAGCAGAGUCUUGCAUCCUACUUGCAUGAUCCGCGGUUGGAAGUGAGAGUGGGGAUUACAUCAUUCAUCUCUCCCGAGGCGACAGCCAGGCUGGUUUUAGCUUUGAAGAAUGUUCCUGGUCUGAGAGCGCUGAGCCUUCGUUUCACAAGUCAAACAUUAUCGACUCUUCAGCAGCUUGUGCAGGGGUUCAGCCACAUGUCUCUGUUAGAGGAAUUGGAUCUUUCCACCAACUCUAACCUUGGUGACGAUGGGAUAGAAAUCUUACAGGUUGGGCUAUCCAGAAUACCUCACCUGGCUGUGCUCCGCCUGGGAGGGUUUGGAGUCGGAAUGACGGGUGUGGGCAUGUCAUCCCUGGCUUCCUAUAUGCGCCACCUAGCGGGACUGAGAGAACUGGAUAUAAGUCAUAAUAAUAUCGGUGACAACGGACUGGAGCACCUCGCCACUACGCUCCAUACUCUUACAGCCAUGCAGGUGUUGGUCCUGGCAUGGACUGGUAUCAGCGCCACAGGCAUGCGCAAACUGGUCCCUGCACUGUGUCAGUUAACCAGAAUGAUAAAACUGGACAUAAGUUGUAAUAUGCGUAUAGGAGACCUCGGACUGGAAUGCCUGGUUGAUAUCCUCCCCCACCUCACAGCAUUGAAAGAGUUAAAGAUAAGGGGGACAGGUAUCACUGGCAGGGUAAUAUCGGCACUGGUCAGAGCUCUGCCUCACCUGGUGGAACUACAGGUGUUGGAUGUAAGGGACAAUAACAUGGGGGACUCAGACAUCCUCUCAAUGGUCCAAACACUCUGCAAUUGUAACACCACACUAGAAGAGCUGUACAUAGGGUACUAUGACGGAGUAACAGGAGACGGAUGGGGAAACGUCGCACAGCUCAUCAGCGCAUUGCCGGCACUGACUAGGCUGGAAAUGUCUGGUUCCUGGGACCCCCCUACACCCCUGCCUGACACCGCUGCCAUGACUCUGGCCGAGGCUCUACCCAGACUCCCUGCCUUAGAGUGGCUGAACCUGCAGAACAUCUCCAUGGAGCCUGCAGGGUUCCAGGCUGUGGUGCAGGCUGCUGAGGAACAUCCAACACUGGAGGAGCUGAAGUGA